AUGUCAUCUAUUCUGUGCAAGAGGUGGUUUAUUUCUGAAGAUCUCCCGCAACGGAAGAGGAUCCGGCUUUCUUCUUCUUCUUCGUCGAGUUCUCCAGUUCAUCCAUGUCCUUCGGCACUUGUGGAUCAGCUCAGAUUUCUCUUUCCUGAUACGGAUAUUCAGGAUCUUGUAAGAAUUCUGAAUGAAUGCGGUAAUGUUUUGGAUUCCGCUGUCAAGAGCAUACAUCAUGAAUUAAAUGCAUCAAAACACAUGAUUCAUAAGCAGAACAUUAUGAUAGAAAAAAUUGAAGCAUUGACGAGGGACAACACUAUUCUGAAGAGAGCAGUUUCGAUUCAGCAUCAAAACCAUACAGAAUCCGAAGAUGAUAAGAAACGGGAAGUUGAAAAUCUUAAACAGAUCAUAUCCCAAUAUCAGGAGCAGAUGAGAACCCUUGAGAUGAACAAUUAUGCGCUCAAAAUCCAUCUCCAACAAGCGCAACAAGGAAGAGACUCCAUUCCCGAUCGUUUUCAUCCCCAUAUAUUUUAA
Molecule: messenger RNA, 525 nt
Organism: Impatiens glandulifera
Lineage: Eukaryota; Viridiplantae; Streptophyta; Magnoliopsida; Ericales; Balsaminaceae
Exons: 1
Coding region: 1-525 (174 amino acids)
Source: RefSeq, a predicted model, not a curated record